CACUCUCUCUCUCUCUCUCUCUCUCUCUCUCUCUGUGUGUGUGUGUGUGUAUAUUAAGGAUUAACUCGUUGUCUGUCAUGUUUUGCGCGGAUUUCUCCAUCUCCUGUGUGAGCAGUAACUGCUGCAGAUCUGUACAUUCAUAAACGCGUGUGGAAUACGAGAGCGCUUCAGAUGUUUGUCCCCGCGCGUCCUGCGCGUCUCCGGUGCGUCUGUGCGCGACGCGCGGCGGUUCUGGCGCAUUGAAUGUAAAAUCUCCGGAUAAAAGACAAUACUCAUGUCUGAUUGAAUUGAUGAAGGAACAUACUGAGAGAAACACACUUUUGCUCUGCGGGAAUUAUGGCUGCAUCUGUGGUGUUGGUGCUGAUGGCUUUUGGUUGGGUGGAGGGGUCGUCUCUGUAUCUCUCAGAUGGUCGCUUCCCUCGUCUGGCUCUGGAGAAGUCUCUCGUCUGGACGUCUAAAGACACACAGUGUCAUCACAUGCUGAAACAUCUACACAACGGCGCUCGCAUCACAGUCCAGAUGCCGCCCAACAUCGAGGGUCACUGGGUGUCCACGAGCUGUGAGGUGCGGCCCGGUCCGGAGUUCAUCACUCGCUUAUACCGAUUCUUCCACAACAACACCUUUCAGGCCCAUCAGUUCUAUUAUGCAGACAACCAUUGCACAACUCCGACAUACACGCUGGUGGUGCGUGGCCGUUUGCGACUGCGCCAGGCGUCCUGGAUCGUGCGGGGUGGCACAGAGGCUGACUACCAGAUCCACCGCACACAUGUGAUCUGUCACUCCACAGCCGUGGCCAAAGACCUCAGUCAGAGGCUGAAGCGCAGCUGUAGGGGACCCAACAGGGAUCUUGGCCCCUGGGUGCCGAAUGUAGGUUAUGAGUUGUGGAGCGAGGAGGGCGGUUGCGACUGCUCCAGAGGGCUCAAUUUUGCCAUGCAUGAACUGCAGCUGCUGCGUGUUGAGAAGCAGUACCUGCAUCAUAAUCUUGAUCAUCUAGUGGAAGAACUCUUCUUAGGAGACAUUCACACUGAACCAGCACAGAGGAUGUACUACAGACCCUCCAGUUACCAACCGGCACUGCAGAACGGCAAGAACCAUGAUCUCAGCUGCAUCGCCUGCCGCAUCAUCAGCCGCUCAGAUGAGUUUCAUCCGCCUGUUCUCCCACCACGGCCGGACCUGACGGUGAGUCUGCACGGGCAGUGGGUGUCCCAGCGCUGUGAGGUGCGGCCGGAGGUUCUCUUCCUCACACGACACUUUAUCUUCCACGACAAUAACAACACGUGGGAGGGUCAUUAUUAUCAUUAUUCUGACCCGGUCUGCAAACACCCCACGUUCAGCAUCUACGCCAGAGGACGCUACAGCUGCGGACUUCAUUCAACCCGUGUGAUGGGUGGCACAGAGUUUGUAUUUAAAGUGAACCACAUGCGUGUGAUGCCCAUGGAUCUCGCCACCACGUCACUGCUGAACGUCUUUAACGGAAACGAGUGCGGCGUUCAGGGCUCUUGGCAGGUGGGUGUGGAACAGGAUGUUACUUCGACCAAUGGCUGCGUAGCGCUGGGGAUACGCCUCCCGCACACGGAGUACGAGCUCUUCCGAAUGGAACAGGACGUUCACGGAAGAUACCUGCUCUACAACGGACAGCGUCCCAGUGACGGAUUCAGUCCAGAUCAUCCAGAGAAGAGAGCCACUUCUUACCAGAUGCCGCUGGUCCAGUGUUCCGCCAGCAGCCGGAGGUCAAAGGUCAACACGGGCCAAGACGCAGACCGGCUGCAACGGCUAAGCAACGGUUAUGACAACCUGCCGACGACAGUGGCGGUGAUCUCGAGUGUGGCGUUUGUGGUUUUCUUUAGUUGACGGAGUUAAACAGAGACAAACAGAGCAGACAUUUUUGUAAACGCCAACUUGGCAAAGACGUGAGAUUGAACAUGCUUAAGCACUCAUAAUGACCCAGAAUGCACUUGGGUCUUACGUUUUUGACAUUUUAUCUGAAGAGCCUGGAUGAUAAUAAAUGAGAUGCAUCAAAUAAAAAUUGCUGCACAACAGUAAACGCACUUUGUCUACUAGAACGAAGAUGAACGUUUUCACUUCUGUGUACCCGCAGCCGACAAGACUAAGUAUCAUUAUAUAUGGCUGUUUGGAAAUGAGUCUUAAAGGAAAGGUUCACCAUGUCAUUAUUUACUCACCCUCAUGUUGUUCCAACCCCAUAUUUUGUUUUCUGUAGAAAAGCUGUCAAGCUCAAAAAAGGACAAAAAAAAAAAACACGAUAAAAGAGGCAUUAAAGUAUGGCUAUUACUCCAAGUCAUACAGGGAAAAUUAUCGGUGAAUAAAGCUUUAAAUUUCAGUCUAUUCCUCGUACAAAGCUAUCUACGGAAGCCACGUUCUCUCUGGCCAAAUUUGUCUUUUUUUUUCUCUCUGAAAUUUUUUUCUGAAUUUGUUUGCUAUCAUACAAUUAACAUGUGGUACCAACCUCGGCCACCAGCUGCCACUAUCAGUAAGCAUGACAUCAUAUAGCUAUAGUAUAAUACUAUAACAAGAAUGUUUUGCAAAACAAUGUUAAAAAGUCUCCUAAUACAGGAAAUCCCACAAUUAAAUGAACACAUCUCAGGUUUCAUAUGACAUUUGUCGUCAAGUGUGACAACGGGAGUUAUUUCUGAUUGUUUGAUGACCUUCCCCACAUUCUGUCACAAGAUUUCAUGCUUAAAAAAAGAUUUCAGAGAAAACAAAAAAAAAAUUCGGAAAAAAAUGUAUUUAUUUUGGUUUUCCAGAGAGAGAGAGAAAAAAAAUUGCCGGAGUGGGAAAACAAAAA
Molecule: messenger RNA, 2803 nt
Organism: Myxocyprinus asiaticus (Chinese sucker)
Lineage: Eukaryota; Metazoa; Chordata; Actinopteri; Cypriniformes; Catostomidae
Product: protein APCDD1-like
Exons: 5
Coding region: 337-1851 (504 amino acids)
Biological process (GO): negative regulation of Wnt signaling pathway
Cellular component (GO): plasma membrane
Molecular function (GO): Wnt-protein binding
Source: RefSeq, a predicted model, not a curated record